Molecule: messenger RNA, 1318 nt
Organism: Aptenodytes forsteri (emperor penguin)
Lineage: Eukaryota; Metazoa; Chordata; Aves; Sphenisciformes; Spheniscidae
Gene: IQCK
Product: IQ motif containing K
Exons: 8
Coding region: 89-679 (196 amino acids)
Molecular function (GO): protein binding
Source: RefSeq, a predicted model, not a curated record
UGAAGCAGAACAACCUCCGUUUCCAGAUGUUUCUGAAUCAAAACAUGGAUCUGUGUCUUUGGAAGCAGGAAUAUUGCAGCCAUUACAUAUGGAACAAUUUUAUUCAGCCCCUGCAGCUGAUACUGUUGUCCAACAGUUGCUUCCCAUAUCUGAGGCAGCCGCCUUUCCAGAACCACCUGAUCCAAAAACGUGUUCUCCUCAAGAAUACUUAGAGUAUUACAUAUUUCCAGUACUUUUACCCGGAAUGGCUGAGCUUCUGCAUCAAGCAAAGAAGGAAAAGUGUUUUGAGAGAAAAAGGACAAAAUUUAUUGCCUGUGAUUUCCUGACUGAGUGGUUAUACAACAAGAACCCAAAGAGGAAAGAUGAGUCAUUCACAGAAUUCUUUUCCAUUCCUUUUGUUAACGACUGGCUAAAGGACCAUCCUAGGCCACCAAUUCCUCUAUCUCUCCUUCUAUCAGAAGAAGAAGCAAGCAUAGUAAUUCAGUCCUUCUGGAGAGGUUAUCGGGUCCGCUGUGAUAGUGAAAUACAAGAGCUACGUCAGUGGCAAAAGCAGUUGAGAGAGGAGAAAAACAUUAUUAAAAGAGUGAAAGAAUUCUGGACUAAGCAGGAAGCCAAAGUGGGAAGCAAAGCGGAAGACUCAGAAGAACAUACACAAAAUCAUUCAACAUCUCGAUUUUAGUUUUCUCACCAAUAUCACAAAACAGAGCUCAUGGACUAAACUUUGUGGUACUGAUUUAGAAACACUCUUAGCAUUACAGUUUUACAUGUGAGGUGUUGUACAUCAAACGGAGAUUAUGUAAGGACCUAGCAUGCCAAGACAAAAUUCAGUCCUAGUGUAAGUAAGUGAGCACAAUUCUGUUAAAACAGAUGGAAUUGUGCACAUUUAACCAAAAAAUUUGAGUCUGUGUUUAUCUUGUGUUCCUGAAUGCUCACUUGCAAGCUUUUCUGACAGGAACAAAACUCUGGAUGAGAUUAAUGGGGUUACACCCUCAUGUAGGCAGGUGUUAAAACUAAGGCAAAAAUCUCCCUUUAGUAUAAACUGGAGAGCUUCACUGACUUCUGCAAAGCUGUGACAAUUUACACAAAUCCAGGCUCUGUUCAUAACAGUCUAAUUUUCAGAAACACUGUGCCUCUGCAAUUCCAAAUGAAAGCAAUGAGAGCUAGGGUUGCUCUGCGUUUCUGCAGGGGAAAAAAGUCAAAGGCCCUUUUGUUACCAUGUAGCCCAUGUGCUGAGAAAGUGUAAAAUGAAGAUCACAGUGAUAGCAUUUUCAGCAAUCUUGUGUAUGUGUACUUACUUACACAAGGUGCAAGCAGAAUA